This is a messenger RNA of Meriones unguiculatus (Mongolian gerbil), 4713 nucleotides long. It is a transcript of the gene Npy4r2, whose product is annotated as neuropeptide Y receptor Y4-2. The record is from RefSeq and is a predicted model, not a curated record. The transcript is spliced from 2 exons. NCBI's taxonomy places the organism in Eukaryota, Metazoa, Chordata, Mammalia, Rodentia, Muridae. Gene Ontology annotation, cellular component: plasma membrane; neuron projection. Gene Ontology annotation, biological process: G protein-coupled receptor signaling pathway. Bases 288 to 1415 code for a protein of 375 amino acids. Gene Ontology annotation, molecular function: neuropeptide binding; pancreatic polypeptide receptor activity.
AGGAACACUGCUCUGCUGCCUUGCAGCAGGUGAACCCAGCGCAGAUUCUGUAAGAACUGGAGGAACCCAUCCUCCGGGAAGCCGAGGGAGCUGCUUGGCUGGGGUCCCUGUGGCAGGGCGCCUGGUGGGCUUCCCAGCCGAGACUUGAUGCCACGUCUCCAGGCUGUGGACCUGGGCUUGGUGCUCCAGUCUCCUCACCUGGGACACUGUGGCCUGGUACCUCUCCGGGCUGCAUCUCUAAAGUGGACCCCUUAGUCCUGGAGUUUGUGGCUCUUCUCACAGCCACCAUGAAUACCUCUCAUUUCCUGGCCUCCCUCUUCCCAGGAUUCCUACGGGGCAAGAAUGGGACCAAUCCAUUGGAUUUCCUCUACAACUUCUCUGAUGGCUGCCAUGAUUCUGCAAACCUGCUGGCCUUCAUCAUCACCACCUAUAGCAUCGAGACCAUCUUGGGGGUCCUGGGAAACCUCUGCUUGAUAUAUGUGACCACAAGGCAAAAGGAAAAGUCUAGUGUGACCAACUUACUCAUUGCCAACCUGGCCUUCUCUGACUUCCUCAUGUGCCUCAUCUGCCAGCCACUCACAGUCACCUACACUAUCAUGGACUACUGGAUUUUUGGUGAAAUCCUUUGCAAGAUGUUAACUUUUAUCCAGUGUAUGUCGGUGACAGUAUCCAUCCUCUCAUUGGUCCUUGUGGCCCUGGAGAGGCACCAGCUCAUCAUCAAUCCAACAGGCUGGAAGCCAAGUAUUUUCCAAGCCUACCUGGGGAUUUUGGUCAUCUGGAUCAUUUCUUGCUUCCUCUCCUUACCCUUCCUGGCCAAUAGCAUCCUAAAUGACCUCUUUCACUACAACCACUCAAAGGCUGUAGAGUUUCUAGAGGACAAGGAGGUCUGCUUUGUAUCCUGGUCCUCAGACCAGCACCGUCUCAUCUACACCACCUUUCUGCUGCUCUUUCAGUACUGUAUCCCUCUGGUCUUCAUCCUGGUCUGCUACGUGCGCAUCUACCAGCGCCUGUGGAGGCAGCGGCACAUGUUCCAUAAGGACGCUUGCAGCUCGCGAAUGGGACAGAUGAAGCGGAUCAAUGGCAUGCUCAUGGCCAUGGUGGCUGUCUUCGCAGUUCUCUGGCUGCCCCUGCAUGUGUUCAACACAGUGGAGGACUGGUACCAGGAGGCCAUCCCUGCUUGCCAUGGCAACCUCAUCUUCUUGAUAUGUCACCUGUUUGCCAUGGCUUCCACCUGUGUAAACCCUUUCAUCUACGGCUUUCUCAACACCAACUUCAAGAAGGAUAUCAGGGCUCUGGUUCUGACCUGCCAUUGCAGGACACCCCGAAGGGAGUCUGAGCAUCUGCCCCUGUCCACAGUGCACACGGACCUCUCCAAAGGCUCUCUGAGGCUGGGUAGCAAGUCUAACUUCAGAUAGUCGUAUCUAGGCUUUUCCCCACCAUUUUCCUGUGACAGACACUUUCACUUAGCUAAGUAGACACUUUGCAAGUUGUGGGUAGCAUCCUGUCAUUUCUGGCUUUUGAGGUCCAGAUAGGCUGGCAAGAGACUUGAAGCUCGACAAUCAGGUGGUUUAGCCAUUUGCCUCUGGGAAGUUUUAGAGUCCAGAUUCUGCAAGUCACAGAGUGAACUUUGCUGCUUAAGCUGCAGGGUGUUGGAGCCAGAGGUGGCUCACUCUAACGGUCACCUAGCACAGACGCCUGACCUAAAAGCCUUCACCCACAUCCUGACCAUUCAGCUAACUUGCCCUGGGUGAUGGGCUGUGCUCUUUCACGGGAUGCUGGGGGCUCUGGUAGCCUUCCGCAGUAGCAGUUGCACAGAAGCAGGUCCAAGAGAGUUGAGAGUCUGUUUAAUAAAACUCGCCGAAAAGAACAGGAACAAUAGGAAUGGGCAACGAUGAAUAGAGCUGUCUCACCUACGAGGGUCAAAGUUCAGUGUCCCUCCUGGCUGCUGAACUGGGUCCAAGGCAUCCUCAGUGUGUGGACUAGACAGCUUGUUCUUGGAAAAAAGGAAAUGCCAAGAUUUCUUUUGGCCCACGUAAGACAGGGUUUUGCAUCCCAGUUCUGUCUGUGUAGAGCAAUCUUCCAAUACGGUGAAUACACUAGUCCCGUGGGAAACUUAUGCCAACACCGAGCAGGUCUUAUGGACAUUCUGGUCCUGGUCCCUUACCAAGCAUGUGUGCAACUGAUGUCCAGGACAUGUGCUCUUGGUGCUGCUGCUUCUUUCUGUCUUGUCACAGCUUUUGCCCUCAUCUCCAGCUGAGCUCCUUUGUUCCUGGAUUUUGAGACAAUUCCUUUUCUUUUCUUUUUCUUUUUCUUUUUCAGACUGGGUUUUACUGCAUAACCAGGCUUGUCUAGAGCUCCCGUCAAGCCUGCUUUCUCAGCACCGAUAAAGGCAUAAGCCAUCACACACGAUGAAAAAUGAGCUUUGGAAACACCCCUGUUAUCUGGUAUAGUCUAUUGCUGACUAUUUCAGGUGACAACUUUGAGCAAAGCUCAGACUCUCAGGCCCACCCUGGCAAGAUGCCAUUAUCCAAACUGCACAACAACCUGGGAUCUCAGACUUCUCCAGAUGUGGUUCUGGUUUCUGGGAUGUACACUUUUUAUGAGUUAGGCUCAAUGAGGCUAGGAUGCCAGUGGUCCAGAUUAGAUAUUUAGCGAGGCGUGAUGUAGAAGCUCCAUGGAAUGUGUUCUGUCUUCCUCCCUGCUUAGUCAGGAUGACAUUCGCCUGCCCCGACAGCUGUCUCCUGACCCUGUAAUCUGGUGUGCUGGUAUCUGAGGGCCCUCGAGAUUUCUUGGUUGCCAGCUUCCUUGAUGUUUGCUCUCCUAAGUGUGGUCUGAGGCCCAGCAGACCUCACUGCUGGAGGCUGUUGGAUAGAAGAGCCUUUGUUGCCACCGCAGAUGUGCUCAAUCUGAAUCUGCAUUUGGUCAAAAUGCAUAGGUUACUUGUAGGUGCACUGCAGUCAGGAAGCUCUGGGAAACAGAUCCACCUGGGGCUUGGGGUUAUUGGGUGAGAACCUGCAGACAUGCACUCUGGGGUCUGGAGUGGAUCCAUGUUCUGAACAUAUCUUUAAGCUUUGAGUUGCUGAGAAGGUCUGUUCUGCUUUGGCUGCAUGUAGACAUAUUCAACAAAUACUUGCCAAAUACAUAGAUUAUCAAGUUCCAACCAGAGGGAGCCUGCCCUUUGCAUUCUUCUCAGUUUCUCUUAAAACUGCAAGUUUCCCAUCAGUUUUGAUAGCCGCUUACCAGAAACUGCUCCAGUAAAAGAGCCGGGACCUCAGGAUUUCUACGUAACUCCUCGCAAGGUUGGUGGAGGGGUGCUCCUAUGAGAGGUGAGUAGCUGCAUGGAGGGGUACGAGGAUUGGAGCUGGAAACAUAUUCCCACAAAGGAGGCCUGGGAUUUCGGAGCCUAUGUGAAGCCUUGUCAGACCCUGGCAGUAAGAGCUCAACUCGGUUUCACUCUAGCCUUUUCCUCUUAAAUGAGCAGUCUUGACUUGCUUUUUCCUUUAUAAAAAUAAUAAUAUUCAAAGAUAAACAUAUUCACAAAUAAAGUGAGGAAAAAGAUUGCCACUUGGGGGGCUCUUUUAGUUAGUGUAUGCAUCUGUGUGUUUUGAAAAUAUGAAAUUAAAACGUGUAUGUAUUUAUAUUUACAUGUACAUACUAUUUAAGGAUCAUGUACAUAAUAUUUAAGGAUCGUUUCAUCUGAGGCAGGGUAUUGCUAUAUGACUUAGGCCACUAUAGAACUAACUGAAUAAUCCAAUGCGUGAUUCUCCUGCCUCUGUGUUUUGAGUGCUGAGAUUAUAGGCUGAUAUCACCACAGGUGUCUUAAUUUGAUUUUGCUGUUGUUUCACUUCAGGAAUUUUCAUUUCAUUUCCUUCCUUCCUUCAUACCUUUCACUAAUGUGUUCAUCAAAUAUGCUAGAUACUGUAUUAGCUGUAAGGGGUACAAUGAUUAAUUAGCACAAGAAGGCCUGUUAUUACUAUCUUUAAUUAUUCUGAAGCUAUGUUCAGGUUGUAGCCAUAAAACACAUAGAAGAUGGAGGUGGUAAAGAGAUUUAUUUAUUUUAAAGAAAGAUUUAUUUUUAGCUGGAGUCAAGUGUAAGCAUGUGUAUCUAUGUGUUAGUUUGUGAACAUGAAUGCAGUUGCCCGUGGAGGCCAGAGGUGUGGGGGCCCCUGGAGCCGAGGUUAUAGACAGUUAUCCAGCACCUGAUGAUGUGGGUACUGGGAACACAAUGAGGGUCCUCUGUAAGAUCAGUACCUGCUAUUAACACUGGCCAUUUCUCCUGCCCUGGGCUGCUGUUGAAGAUUUACCGUUAGCACCAAGUCUUUAUUGAGAAUUACCUGGACUACGUGAUAUCUCUUUUCUUUCUUCUGUGAUCUACCCAGCCCAUGAACACUCCUUUCUAAGUUCAUCUGUUAUCUCUCUGUGAAGCUUCAGGGGUUCCACAUGGCCAUGCCAGACAGUGGUUGUUGUGUGAAUGAGAAAUGACUCACUUAGCUCAUUUAUUACUUAGUCCCCAGUUAGUGGAAAUGUUUGGGGAGGUUAUGGAACCUUUAGGAGGUAGACCCUUGCUGGAGGAAGUAUGUCACUGGGGUGGGCUUUGAGGGUUUAUAGCCUUGCCAUACUUCCUGUUCUCCCUUCUGACUUCCAGUGUGUGAACAAAAUAUGGUCCCUCGGCUUCUUGUUCCAGCCUCCAUCUUUCCCCUGCACUGUGGACUC